AGCUUUCUUCUUUCGUACGAUAUUCCAUUGAUCCAAUUCGAAACAAUCAAAAACAUUUCUCUCCCUUUUCUCCGGAUUUCGAAUUUGUAUUUGAUUCCUUUCUCCUUUUCCCCAUAUUCCUCUUUCAAACAUAUAUAUAUAAACCCUAGUUUUGACUCUCAAGUUUCUCAAUUUCAUCACAAAUACCCAAUUCAUUUCCCAGAAGAAAACCCUAAAUUUCGUAUUUUUCCAAUUGGGUUUUCGAUUCCCGGUGAUGAGGAUUUAUCUGAUUGUCCUCGUGCUGGUUUCUGUAUUUUCCUCGGCGUUCGCCGAAGAUUCGAUUCUCAAGUACCCUUCUGAAAUCGAGAACAUGCACAAGAGAGCUGCCGAUGAAGAUGUUGAUUUGCAUUGCACGACCUGGAGAUUCGCGGCGGAGAUGAACAAUCUCGCCCCCUGGAAAACGAUUCCGGUGGAGUGCGCCGAUUACGUGAAGAACUACGUCAUGGGUAAAGGCUACGCCACCGAUCUGGAGAGAGUCUCUGAGGAAGCUUUCAUCUUUGCGAGCAGCGUCGAAUUCUCCGGCGAUGGCAAAGAUAUUUGGGUUUUCGAUAUCGAUGAGACUCUCUUGUCUAAUCUUCCUUAUUACAUUGACCAUGGCUUUGGGUUGGAGCUUUUUGAUCACUCGGAGUUUGACAAAUGGGUAGAGAGAGGAGUGGCACCGGCUAUAGCACCAAGCUUGAAGCUUUACCAAAGAGUAAUAGAUUUGGGAUACAAAGUUUUCUUGCUUACAGGGAGAAAAGAGAGUCACAGGCUUGUUACUGUUGAAAACCUCAUCAAUGCUGGUUUCCAGAACUGGGACAAGCUUAUCCUCAGAUCUCCAGAGGAACAGCACAAAAUGGCGACACUAUACAAAUCUGAGAAGAGAGAUGAGAUGGUGAAAGAGGGAUACAGGAUUAGAGGCAAUUCAGGUGAUCAAUGGAGUGAUUUGUUGGGUACCUCCAUGUCACAACGAUCCUUCAAACUUGCUAAUCCUAUGUACUAUAUCCCUUGAAGAGAGUGAAGACAAAGAGAGCUUUCUUGGACUACCUAUAAAACAUUACGAAAAUCGUAUAUAGACUUACUAGAGCAAUCAAAGUGUUUUUAAAGUUGGAUUGCUUUCGCUUGUAAAUUGUCGAGCAAUUAAAUGUACUAAUAACAGAGAAUGCUCUGUUUUAUUGACUUGUUUCCAUCAAAAUAAGAAGAUACAUAAUUACA
Messenger RNA from Capsella rubella, 1233 nucleotides. Its product is annotated as acid phosphatase 1. The coding region runs from base 254 to 1030 and encodes 258 amino acids. Gene Ontology annotation, molecular function: acid phosphatase activity. Lineage: Eukaryota; Viridiplantae; Streptophyta; Magnoliopsida; Brassicales; Brassicaceae. The record is from RefSeq and is a predicted model, not a curated record. The transcript is spliced from 3 exons.